AUAGUGCUGGCCAGGGGACUUCAAAGAGCCACUGGUGAUUUCCAGCGAAACACUACAACAGUAGCAGCGCAAGGUGUGAUCAACAGUCUGUGUGCAAGUAUGUCAACGCGAUUCCACAAGAUUCAUGCCAACCACAUACUAGCAGAUACUGCUGCACUUGACCCUCGUUUUAAGAGGAUGGCCUUCCCUGAUGGCAGAACAGCAGAUGAGACGUUUCAAAGGCUGUCAACUGCAGCAGCAAGAAUAAGCAGUGGCACACCCAUCCAGCAGCAACCAGCUGUGGAAGGACCGGAAGGAGCAGGCAGUGGUGCUGGAUCAAUAGUCUGGAGCUAUUUCCAUGAGGAAGUGGCUGGAACAGUGGAAGCCAGGAAUCCCACCGCCGAUGCUGUCAUGGAGGUGCGAGCCUACCUGGAGGAGCCUCUUCUUCCAACACAUGAGGAUCCCCUCAAGUGGUGGGAGAGUCGAGCCCCUGUUUACCCCAGGCUUAGCAAGCUGAUGGCCAGGAAGCUUUGUGUUGUGGCGACAUCAGUUCCCUCUGAGAGAAUAUUCUCGAAAACUGGCCAGAUAAUCUCAGAGAGGAGAAGUCGCCUUAAACCCAAAAUGGUCAGAGCUCUUGUCUUCCUUAAUGCAAAUUUGCCCAAGGACAAGAGAGAGAGGCAGAAAAAGCCAUAAAGUCAGGAACUGCUUUGUAUUUAUUUACAUAGCAUUUUGUGUCAUUUAAAACUUGAAGGGGCUGAUGUCCUAUUUGCAGUUU
Molecule: messenger RNA, 754 nt
Organism: Amphiprion ocellaris (clown anemonefish)
Lineage: Eukaryota; Metazoa; Chordata; Actinopteri; Pomacentridae
Product: E3 SUMO-protein ligase ZBED1-like
Exons: 2
Coding region: 100-672 (190 amino acids)
Molecular function (GO): protein dimerization activity
Source: RefSeq, a predicted model, not a curated record